AUGCAAGAGUUUCUGUUUACACUCGGCGCAUUUUCGCUGCUCAGCGUGGUAAACGCUGCCCUCUAUGAUAAGACUAUUACGAUCUCGCAAGGAAAUCUUCAAGGCUCUGCUGCGUUCAACGAGACCUCUGCCCCAUCUUUCAUCGAAAACUGGAAAGACAUCUCCGUUUGGAAAGGGAUUCCUUUUGCGCCGACUGCAGGAGGAGAAAACCGUUGGAGACCCCCACAAGCUCCGCCCAACUGGAAUGGUACUUUCCAAGCCACUAUAUUCGGACCAAGCUGUCCCGAUUCCUCAACUGGAGAUGGCUAUGCCGAGGAUUGUCUGAGCAUCAACAUUUGGAGUCCGGCAACCUCUACUGAUGAGAAGCUCCCUGUCAUUUUCUGGUCUUAUGCUGCGGGAGGAUCAUCUUCCCAAAGCACAUACGAUGGAUCUGGACUGGCAGGCAAGGGGGUGGUUUUUGUUAGUUACAACUACCGUGUUGGUCCACUUGGCUGGCUCACAUUGAAAUCACUUGAAGAGGAGACCGGUGCAACUGGCAAUUAUGGUCUGCUGGACUCAAUUGCAGCCCUCAAAUGGACUCACGCCAACAUUGCAGCAUUUGGUGGAGACCCAGAUUCAAUCACGGUAGCUGGUCAAUCGUUCGGAUCCGGGGCAUCCUAUCACCUGAUGAACAGCAACGAUACAAAAGGAUUGAUCAAGGGUGUCAUUGCAGAGAGUGGACUUAAGGACCCGUACGACCCCGAUAUGUGGGGAUUCGGCAGUGACUACCGCAACAUGACUUGGGCAUACAACUUCAGUGACGAAUUCUAUGAUUCUUUGAAUGUUACGAGUAUUUCCGAGCUGCGUGCGCUGGAUCUCGCAACUUUGUUGACUGGAACUGGAACCAGUACUUUUAUUGGCUUCGAUCCCGUUCUCAACUACCAUUCCAUUCCGAAUAAAUACAUUGUGAGUCUCGAUGAGGGUGCUCCCAACAACGUGCCUAUCCUAGUUGGCAAUAAUUACAAUGAAGAUGGCAUUUCAACAACCACAACAUACACAGUGGCUGAAUACGAAGAAGCAAUCAACUCAACCUAUGGGCCCUACGCAGCUGAACUGAUGUCAUUCUACUCCACUAAGAACACCACUGAAGCUACGACCGCAUACAACUCCAUUAUUCGCGCCGGUUACGCUACUUCUACUUGGUCCUGGGCUAAGAGAUGGAGCAAGAACUCUGACAAGUCUGUUUACUAUUACAUGUGGACCUUCGCUGGCGCUACCCAUGGUUCUGAGGUGUCAUACGCUCUUGGUAACCUUUUCGCCCAAUCUUCAACAUAUACCGAGGCCGACUAUCUUGUCGCGGAUAAGAUGUCUUCCUAUUGGGCUAAUUUUGUCAAGACUCAGAACCCGAACCAGGGUGGCUCUCACACGAAUGGAACUUUGCCUACUUGGAGUUCCAAUGUCCCAUCUGAGAACUCGAUGUUUGAAUUGGGCUACAACUGGAAAAAAUAUCAGGUUGCUCCAAUCAAGGAGAGAAAUGUUCAGCUGAAGUACUUCCAAUGGGCUACUCCAAACCCGUAUUAA
Molecule: messenger RNA, 1560 nt
Organism: Penicillium malachiteum
Lineage: Eukaryota; Fungi; Ascomycota; Eurotiomycetes; Eurotiales; Aspergillaceae
Exons: 1
Coding region: 1-1560 (519 amino acids)
Source: RefSeq, a predicted model, not a curated record